AUAAUCUACGAAUAAUCCAGGAUGUUGCGCGACUCCCUGGGCAUUUAGCCGCUUCAUACGCCUUACCACUGUCGCUUUCUGACCGAACGACCGACUUUCUGUCCUCGUCUGACUCGUUUCCUCUCACGAUCGACCAAUCAGCUUCGAUCUUUAAAGCUUUUCUUCCGUCGGAACCCGGAAUGCUCUCUGUCCGCAGCGUGAAAGCGCAGUGGAACGACCGCGAAUCGUGCAUGCGCGACGACCCUCUACGCAUGCGUUACCUGUCUGUCCUAUAUCUAUAAGGACAGCAACCCUCGUCGAGGCCGGUCAGUUCUCACCCGUAUUCGCUCGGGUUACGAUCGAUCUUCUCAUCCGUGACCUUGUUUUCGCCUAUUCUGUUGCGUCGCGCCGUGUCGUGCCGCGACGCGACGCACCUCAUGACUUUUACGUUCGCAGCGCGACGUCAAAAAGUUGAUUCGAACGGUUCGUGAUAUUUUUUCCAGCGUGAAGUGUUAUCGUUGACCGUGUUACCGGUCCUUUCCCUUCGCGUUUACGAGCAACAGUGUUUCGCUACGAGAGGCGGUGCGAUUACGCUUCCCGAAGAGUAUCUACGAGGAUAAAUGGUCCCGUUGAUGUUUCGAUCGUACCAACGAUUUCGUAGACGCGCGACGACGUGAACCAUACCGUGAACCAUCGUUGGCCUACGUUCCAUCGAGGGUGGUUACCGGUACCGAUUACGCGACGUACCCUGCGACCGUGGACCAUCCGGGUGCAGGGUCCAGCGAACGUCGUACAUCAAUAAUCGGAAUCGACGGUUCGCCGUUUCCACGAGGAUGAUUCUGUACGGAACGCCUUUACGAGCCUGCUACUCUUAAUGUCUCCAUCUUGAGCCGUGGUGCGCGCCACCGACGAGGAUUCGAUCUUGCGAGGUCAAAGCUAGGGGCCACGGAUCAACGAACGGGGUGGAGGUACGAUAAAAAUAAAGAAAAUGGGGGUGCCGGAUGUGGAACAGGCUAAGAGACGACUGCAGGAUAUACUGAGGAAAGCGCAGAAGCUCGAGAUACCGCCGCAAGAAGUGAUCUCGACGAGGACCGCCCAGAAACUUCUUGCCAGGACGAGGAACGUCCUGACAUGGACGAUCUGGAUCACCGUUUUUGUCCUGCUGCUCAGCGGGGUCGUCUAUACGCGUUGGCCAACGAGACAGGAAGUCGAGACCAUUAGAACUGUCCUCAGGCGAACGUGUACAGGAUCAGCGUCGGGGGACUUCUCGGAACGCGUGGCGGCUCUUUUACACUCUUCGUCCACUCAGGACGACUGCUAGUCCUCGCAGAGAUUUCUUCGAGCCGUUCGACUUUCCAACGAUCAACGAAUCGAUGGAAGAAGCUGAAUGAAAUCGCUGAGCGUCCCGAUAUUCGCGCGAAUCAUUCGCGAUAUUCGAGCCAAUUUCGAAGCUCUAGUAAUCUAUAGCAAUCCGUUAACCAUCGUAUCAAAAAUUGCGCGUUUUCACCGGUUUUACGGCGAUCGUUUGAGACUGCUUUUUUUCACGGGAAACUUAUACGUGUUCGUAUAAGUAGGAUGGGUUUAUCCUAAAGGAUAAGAAUCAUACAAUUCUGUUUAAUCGUCGAUACGAUUAAUGUCGCGAUGUUACGGCGCAAAUUUCCGGUCGACCAAUCUGUUUAUUUCACAUUUCGAAAGAAAAAGAAGAGGAACGAUAAGUGAAAUGAUCGUAAUAAACGCGUUCGUUUCGAAUGGACCAUCUUGCAAUUACUAUUCAAUAAAGAUAUUCGAAACGAAAAGAGGCAAAAGAAGAAGGAAGAAGGGUUACGUCCAGUAUUUAUCGAGGUCGCUUCGAGACCAAGGACAAAGAAGAGAAUAAUUUAUCCGUGGACGUAACUAAAAUACGAGAAACGGAAGUGGUCAGAAUAAUAAAAAUCGUUCUGUUUCCUGUCCCCCGUUUCUCAUGAAACAUUCAAGAAGUCGGACAAAAGCGCCUCGCGAGACGAUCAUCUCUCUCCUCGAUCGAUCGACGAAUACCGCUUCAACUCGAGAUCGAGCACGAGAGUACGGGACCGAGUAAAAGAAAAAUGGAAAGAAUACGAGAACAAGAAUAAUGAAAGAAGAAAAAGAGGAAGAGUAAGACGGGCGAUAGAGAGGGCGGAGGAGGAGAAGGAGGAGGAGGUGGAAGGGAAGAAAAUCUCGUGGAAGCGGUAGUUUUGGAGGGCAGCUAUUAUGCUUUCCAAGAUUUUUCGAAGGCCUCGGCAUUGUUUCGCGACGAGAAAGGGCCGUGCCUAGUAUCUUGAAACGAAACACGGACUACGCUCUAUGGAAGACAAAUGAACGUUCUUUUCCAGUGGCGUGGGCCAAGCGCCAAACCAGAAUAUCCACCCCUUUCGCGAGUCCUUUACCCUCCUUACCUGUUACCUCUCUUCUCCUUUCCUCCCUCUCUCUCUCGCUCUCUGCUCGUCUACCAACAACCUUGCUGCUUUCCGCUUUAUUGUACCUGCUACCACUCUCGUUUCCUUUCUUUUGUUUAAUUUUGCCUCGCGACUUUUAUUAGCAACUAAUUACUCUGGACCUAGAUAUUUAACAAUCGCGUUCUCGAGCGGCCAGCGGAAACGUAACGUAUUUCAAUAAUUUCUCGUUCAGCUAUUUCUUGAAUAACGAAUAUCGCUUUGUUAUCGACUCGCUAUAAAUUGAAAAUGCUCGAGAAGCUUGGAAAAUUCAUUCUGGAUUAGGAUGUUGCUCGCUGGACAAAUAAUUUCAGAUUACCUACAGACCAAAAAGAACUUUACGACGAUAUUAAAUUUUUCUUUUUCCGAUGAGAAACCCGAUUACUUUUUCUAUCGAAUCCCGUAGAAACCGUCUCUAGAGCACGUAUAAUACAUAUAUGUAUGUCGGAUGCGAGCGAACUCGCUGACCGUGAAAAGAAUGAAAGCAGAGUUUCAAAGAUUUCCUCGUUUUAGCGACGGUGUUCCGUGUACAUACUUCAGGAAUAUUUAUUACAAUGGGGCCGAGAUUGCUUUGACCUAGCCGUGAUACGGCGCGCAAGCGCAUGCACCAUAGGAACAGGUAUACGCGUACAGCGAACAUUGAAAACGGAAGCAAUACGCGCGAAUAACGCGUGCAACCAACGCCGCACUCUCAACGAAUCGCUAUUCGCGAGAAACGGACCGACUCGUUCGUUUCGAUCGAUCACGCGAUCAGAAAGAAACAUUCGAAUGACGCGUAACGAGUUUCGUCGGAGCGUCGAAAAGACGUUCAACGAAGCGAAUAUGUACAGGUUGUUAAGAAACUGACGAUCAUGGCUUCGUUAACUUGUUCACUGCCAUAGAAUAAUUCAAAAAUAUGCGUUACUGUUACGCGAACGAUACAAAAAUAACAAAUUCGAAAGUUCGAUCUGGAAACGUAAGAAAAGCGCUCAAUCACGAAAUUAAUUAACAUCCUGUACGUACAUCGCGCACGAGCAUUCGACGAUCAACGAUAUAUCUAAGAAUAUGUAGGUUAAUCCUUUCGUUGCGACAUCCGCUAUGUAUGAUAUUACUCGUUUCUAGCGUUAACGAAGGAAACCAUCAUUCGAUCAUGUGUACAUAAACUUUUUCACGUUAAUAUUCAAUUUUCGACAUCGUGUAUGUACGUCGUUUGCUGCGAAACGGUUAAUCUGUCCUACCAAUUACAUCGCGCGUUAAUUGCUACGUUUUGCCGAUCGAUAAAUUAUUCUUAAUAACGUCUGUCUGGUCGAAUGACGAGUCAGGUAAAGAGAAACUCGACUGAUCCUUCUAGAGGCGAAUGCGACAAAAAAUGCGAACGUUUCGCAGAAAAUUAUACGAAAAUUACGAUUAACCCUUUCUCUACGAUAAAGUUUACGUUCGAGCACCUAUUUCUUUCGCGAAAUCUAUCGUUCCUAUACGAAUCAUUUAAACGGAUAAAAAUGAUAUCGAUAGCGUUAAAAUAUGAAUCGCUCGGUUAAAUAUUUAUCGUGUUAGAAAUAUUUUUGAAGCUUAAAUAAAUAGAGAUAGAUUCAGCUGAUGAUCAUUAUAACGGUCUUUCGCGCGUAACGAUAAGAUUUACGAUAGACCGGUGUAGCGAGCUGUCGUAGCGGAAGGGUUAAGGAGAUCAAUUUUGCUCACGAAAUCCAGCUGCUUUCUUCUUCAUCUUCCUCCUCCGUUUCGCCUUCGCUACACGAGCCGGCCGAGCGCAGCUGGGUUUAGGAUCGGAAGGAUCUGAUUAAAUUGCUUCUAUAAGCAAAAGUAUCCGCAGGUGCGACACUGGCUUCCGCCAGAAAAUGCAUGUUCUACGAUCGACAAUUUUUUAUGACGGCUUUGUUCGUCCGGAAAUAUUAUUCUUAUUUUCAAAAUUUCCUACCGCCGGUAAUUUAUUGAUCGUACUUAAAACACUGGUAAUUGAUUUUCUCGUUUAACGCUUCAAUUUGCCUUCUGUUAACGUUUCUCGAUUAUUGGACCAAAUGAACGAUUUCACAGUCGAUAUCGCGUUAUAAUUGCAAUUAGAAAAUUAAUCGUUUUACGGCGUUUGUUAAGUAAAACUUUCAUAAGCGUAAACAGAAGCGCAUGACCGUCAAAAUGAUAAACUAUUUUUACGGUAACUCUACUUGGAAAAUAACGAAUUUUUUCCUUUUCUUAUAUUCGGAUCGACGCGACAGAUUAAUUUGCAUUCUGGCCCUAUCUUUACCUGUACACGUAUUUCAAAUUAUUUCAACGAAAAUAAGUCGGCUAGUGCCCGCCCCGAGAUAGUCGAAGAGCCAAUUUUUUAAAUAUUUAUACCGUAAUCCACGACAAAUAUACUGAAAGUGUAUUAAUAGCCGUAAAUAUCCGAUCGAAUCGAGCCACCAUCAGGAAAAAACGAAAUAUUUCAUUCUGUAACACAUGUAGACGAGAAUCCAUCGGUUAGCAAUAUGUUUACAAUCAAAACGGUUUGAAUUUUUCCCACAUACUACACAUUUUCGUGAAACUGUGUGUAUCGUAUAAAUAAGGGACACGUUCAACGAUAAAAUAAACAAAGCGGUAAUUAGACGACGAAUAUUUGGACAAAUAUGUACUUUGUUAAUGGAUUUAAAAAUACAGUUUUGUUUCAGUUUCGAGUAUUUAUACGUUUAUUGCUGAAAACAUUCGCUGCACGAUAUGCACAUAAUAUUAUAUUUUAUACAAAUAGAUAUCGUAAGUAAUCUGUCUUUAUCUGAAUUGCAAACAUAUUGUUAUUUUAUAUUUAAGAAGCAUCAACUUUUCUUCAGCAUCUGACUAUUCGUUUAUUUCAGCUGUUUACUUGAUUGCAUAAAGAACUGUAUCGCGAUGUAAAGUGAACGAUAACAAGUAUUAAUCCUGGUGGAAUAAUUAUUUCUCGAAUAGAUAGAGAAGUUAGUGGCCGUUUUUACGAUAGGAAAAGUUUUGCAUUCGCAAAUAUAAGUUGGUUCUGUAAAUUGUAUACUUAAUUGGUUAAGAUCCUGUACAUAUACGAAGCUCGACGAGAACGAUGAAUCUUAAAACAGAAAAGUAUUAUAAAAUAUAGAUAUACGUACAUAUAUAUAUAUUAUAUAAUAUUAUAAUUAACGUAAAUGAUGUAAUUAUCCGUUGGUACAUAUCGCACUUAAAAUUUGUAGCAAUUAAAGAAGAGACGGUUCGGGGACGUGAAAUUGGUUGAAAAAAGUGUCGACGGAAAGAACAGAUUGGCCCAUGAGAAGGAUCGAAAAGUGUCGUAGCGAAUUACGAAAGGAAACGACGCGAUCGAAAUAUCGGUUGGAAACGAAAUUCGACAAGAAUCCUGUACGAACUUGGUUUCGUUUAACGCGUUUCGAUCGUUACUGGAAUUAAACCGAAUAACUCGAAAUACCAUCGAAAUUACAACGUUCCUGAUGUUAUACAUUUCGCGAUGUUAGAAACAUCGAUUCCGUUGCAUCGCGAACGAUCACUGCCAACCCUCUUAGACGAUGUUUCUAUCGAAAUUCAUGGCUCGAGAUCUUUUGUAAAUUUUCUACCCGCGGGACGAGAAAAUCUUGUCGAUUUUCAUUUCCGCGGGAUCAUUGCGAACAAUUUUCAAAAUAACGCAAACUUUCAUGAGAUUUCAAAGAGGAGAAAAAAGUGUAUCGAAGCACGAAUUGGUUUGUUGUCCUUUUCGAGCCGAAUGUACAGUUCAAAGGGUAUAUCAAAAGAGAUGAAGCGAGUGAAAAAAAUGUGCCGUGUGAGUGUAUACAAGAAUGAAAGAGCGCGUGCGAGAGAAAGAGAGAGAGAGAGAGAGAGAAUAGUUAUAUCGAGUGGAGAAUGGAUGGCUUGUAGUAAGAUUUGUAAAUGCAGAGACGAUA
Megachile rotundata (alfalfa leafcutting bee) is the source of this 6289-nucleotide messenger RNA. RefSeq lists its product as uncharacterized. The record is from RefSeq and is a predicted model, not a curated record. NCBI's taxonomy places the organism in Eukaryota, Metazoa, Arthropoda, Insecta, Hymenoptera, Megachilidae.